Lactuca sativa (garden lettuce) is the source of this 1901-nucleotide messenger RNA. RefSeq names its product S-type anion channel SLAH4. The record is from RefSeq and is a predicted model, not a curated record. NCBI's taxonomy places the organism in Eukaryota, Viridiplantae, Streptophyta, Magnoliopsida, Asterales, Asteraceae. Gene Ontology annotation, cellular component: membrane. Gene Ontology annotation, biological process: intracellular monoatomic ion homeostasis; transmembrane transport. Gene Ontology annotation, molecular function: voltage-gated monoatomic anion channel activity.
UUAAGCCGAGCUUUAUGAAGUGGACCCCACCACCGUGACAUCUAGCUGUAAAGAAAAGAGCUGAAAACAGACAGCCGGUUCGGUCCAGUUGGGUUAGCCGAGUUAGUCAGCCGCCUUUAGCCCCACGUAACCUUCCAAGAAACUUUCUCUAUUUACUCAAAAAUAAAAACAUCUCUUUUUCACUUAAUUUUACUUGUUUUUCACAAAUAAAUCAUCAUUCAAAAAAAUCAUUAUUUUAUAAAAUAUAAUGUUCAUCUUGCUCCUCUAUAUAUACGCUUUGCCCCCAAGUCAAAAAAACAAAACUUGCAUAGUAUUACUUACAAAAAAAACGUGUAACACACACACACCUGACACCACCAUGGUCACCGCCACAACGCAAGAGAAACCUGGUCAACAAACUACACCACCGCCGGCGCACGUAGAGUUGAUGAUCGAUUCAACGGUCAUCUCCCACGGUGGCGCCACCCAUGAUGGCAUUUGGAUAGUAAUCAAAGCGAUGGUAUUUCCGAUCAUAGCGAGGUUCCAUGCAGGUUACUUUCGUAUAAGUCUUUCGCUCUGCUGUCAAACCCUACUCUGGAAAACUCUAGGCGAGCCACCGGAAAACGCCCAUGCUUACCGGAGAAUGCUGGGAGCAAUGCCCUCCGCUGCAUUCCUCCUGCUGUGGUUCUUAUCGUUGCUUAUUCUUGUAUCCCUCUCGAUCUUAUAUAUUUUACGAUGUGCUUUACUAUCCGACAUGGUUAAAAACGAAUACCUAAACCAUAUCAGUGUGAAUUACCUUUUUGCUCCAUGGAUUUCAUGGCUGCUUUUGCUCCAAACGUCGCCAUUCUUCGAUCCAAAAACUGUGUAUUAUCUUUUUCUUUGGUGGGUGUUUGUUCUUCCGAUAUUCAUUCUUGACGUAAAAAUAUACGGGCAGUGGUUCACGAAAGGGAAGAGGUUUCUGUCAACGGCGGCGAAUCCGGCAAGCCAACUUUCGGUGAUCGGAAACUUUGUGGGAGCACGAGCAGCAGCGCAGAUGGGAUGGAGAGAGAGUGCCAUAAUCAUGUUUACGUUGGGAAUCAUACAUUAUCUCGUGCUUUUUGUGACACUUUAUCAAAGAUUAUCGGGGAAUAGCUGCAUGCCGGCGAUGCUCCGGCCGGUUAUGUUCUUGUUCAUCGCUGCUCCGAGCAUGGCGAGCUUAGCUUGGGACUCCAUUUCUGGGAGAUUUGAUUGUUCUUCAAAAAUGCUUUUUUAUCUUUCUCUCUUUCUCUUCCUAUCUCUGGUAUCAAGACCAUCUUUGUUCAAGAAAUCAAUGAGAAAAUUUAAUGUGGUAUGGUGGGCGUAUUCAUACCCAUUAACAGUGUUGGCACUGGCAUCAACCGAGUAUGCACAAGAAAUGAAGAGUAACGUUGCUCAUUUGCUUAUGCUUGUUCUUUCAGGACUUUCGGUAUCAGUGUCAUGUAUUCUGAUGAUUUAUACUGCUCUGAACACUAAUAUGUUGUUGCCUCGAGAUGAUGACAAUGAAGAUAUGAUAUCCAUGACUCUAAGGCAUACUACUAUCAAUAGCACGAAUUUAGAUUUGAUGAUUUUGUAAUCAUUCGAUAAUGUUGACCUUUAACUAUUCAUGAAACAUUAUCAUCCAUCCUAAACUUAGAAGUUAGAAACAUAAUUGUAAUUUUAUGUUAUUAAGUGGAUUCUAUAUAAAUUAUGAUGCAAUCCAUGUAGGAAAAGGAAAGACAAAUUUAAAGAAGGGAUAAUGAUUUAAAAGGGUAAUAUAUUUUUCGAUUUGUAUACAUUUAGUCACUAGGUCUUUUUUUCGUCCACAUUUAGCCCUUCAACUUGUUAAACUGUACACAUUGAAUACUUAUGACUGGUUACUCCAGGGUAGCCAAGAAAAAUGAUUUAAUAGAAUAAUAUAUUUCUCA